Oikopleura dioica is the source of this 558-nucleotide messenger RNA. The record is from the annotation of a GenBank genome assembly. Lineage: Eukaryota; Metazoa; Chordata; Appendicularia; Copelata; Oikopleuridae.
AUGGUGGAGGGAGAUCCGCCCACUGGAAGAGAUGAUUCACUCUUCAACAGUUCCCAAGUGGUGAGACGCAAGCCACAGACCCCGAAAACGAAUGAUGCUGUCGUCUUCAAUAUCCAAAAAGAGUCGGUUCAAUAUCAAGCCGGAUACCAAGCUACUUCUAGACGAAAAAGCGCCGCCGGAAGUGAUGAAAUCAUACACGUGGAUGGCAAGACAAGCGCGCAGCUAACUCCCGAACGACGAAAAAUACGGCGGAGCUCGAGUGGAAGCUCGGAGAUUUAUCACUUGCGAAGGACGCCCUCGGUCUCUUCAGUGGCCUCCAUCUCUGAAGAUGUCCCCCGCGUCUCGUGGAAUCGAGUCCUUACUUCGAUCCGCCACGGGCAAUCCCUUAGCAUCAGUGCUGUCACUGACAAGAUCGUUGAUCACGAUGUAACAGCCUUUUGGCACGUUGAAAUUGCAACGAACAUGGCGAAAUAUCAACGAUGGAAAGGUGAGAUCAUAGUACCAACGGGCCACAAACGCGGACAGACGACAAUUUCGCUAGGAUUCACAAACUCAUAA